Rosa chinensis is the source of this 2023-nucleotide messenger RNA. RefSeq names its product acyltransferase-like protein At3g26840, chloroplastic. Gene Ontology annotation, cellular component: membrane. The coding region runs from base 86 to 2023 and encodes 645 amino acids. The transcript is spliced from 15 exons. NCBI's taxonomy places the organism in Eukaryota, Viridiplantae, Streptophyta, Magnoliopsida, Rosales, Rosaceae. The record is from RefSeq and is a predicted model, not a curated record.
ACUAAUAUAUAGCUGCUUUGCCUCUCACGAAUUACGCACCAAAAGCGAAGCCAGGCCAGACAAGGAGAGAUCGAACGCUACUUCCAUGGCCUCCAACGCCCUUCAUCUCUUCCCCAGCCGCUUUUCAUCCAUUCUCCGAUGUAAUUUGACGUCGAGUUUCUCGAUCAAUCCUUCUAAGAUGACCAGAAGGUUAGCCGUCUCCACACGCCGCACGUCUAGCAUGACCGCAACUGGAGAGAACAAGAGCCAACCUUUGGAACAAGAGCGUGUGAGCUUAAAGAAUUUUUUUGACCAAGCCAAGGAUCUUGUCACAUCAGAUGUCGGACCACCUCACUGGUUCUCACCUUUAGACUGCGGUCACCCCUUACACAAUUCCCCCUUGCUUCUCUUUUUGCCGGGAAUUGAUGGCACUGGACUUGGACUUAUAAUGCAUCAUCAGAAACUUGGAAAGAUUUUUGAGGUCUUGUGCUUGCAUAUUCCUCCUAAGGAUCGAACACCAUUUACAGACUUAGUGAAGCUGGUUGAGAGAACAAUUCGAUCAGAGCAUCAUCGGUCACCUAAUAGACCUAUAUAUCUUGUUGGAGAAUCUCUUGGAGCAUGCAUUUCACUAUCUGUGGCAUCCCGUAACCCUGAUAUCGACCUUGUUCUAAUUUUAGCAAAUCCGGCAACGUCCUUCAGCAGGUCACCACUUCAACCCAUAUUACCAUUACUGCAGUUCAUGGCCAACUUACCCAAUCAUAGUCUUCCUCAUGUAGUGAGUUCAACGGCAGGUGCAAUGGCUGAUUUAGAUAAGGGAGUUGGUGUUGGGGCUGAGCUAUUACUCACCUCCUUUGAUCCAAGCUUGCUGCUUUAUUAUGCAACUGCUCUUCACAACUCCAAUCUGCAGGUUCUUGCUGAUAUCUUACCAAUACAAACACUUCUGUGGAAGCUAGAAAUGAUUAAUUCAGCUUCACCGUAUGCCAAUUCACGCCUCCAUGCUGUGAAAGCUCAAACGCUGAUACUUUCCAGUGGAAGGGAUCCAUUGCUACCUAGUCAAAAGGAAGGUCUAAGACUCCAACGGCUGCUAGCGAAUUGCGAGAUCUGUACGUUUCAAGACUGCAGCCAUUUCCUCUUCUUGGAAGAUGCUUUUGAUUUGGUAACUGUCAUCAAGCAGGUUGGUGUCUAUCGUCGUUCAAAAGAACGAGAUUUUGUUUCGGAUUACAUACCACCAUCCCCUUCCGAAUUAAGAACUUUACGGGACAAUAACAGGUGGAUUAACAUCAUGAGCCCAGUGAUGCUCUCAACUUUAGCAGAUGGGACAAUAUUGUGGGAACAAAAAGGCAUCCAUCUGCGAGGGAUAGCACAUCCAAUGAUGUUUAUGAAAUUGAAACAAGGAAAUUUAGUUGAGUUACCCUUUUCCGACUAUUUCAGACUGAUGGGUGCUGUUCCUGUCUCGGGAAAAAACUUUUUCAAGCUACUCUCUACAAAGUCUCAUAUCUUACUGUAUCCUGGUGGAAUUCGUGAGGCUCUUCACAGAAAGGGGGAAGCAUACAUGUUAUUCUGGCCAGAACGGUCAGAGUUUGUGAGGAUGGCAGCUAGAUUUGGAGCGAAAAUCGUACCUUUUGGUACAGUUGGAGAAGAUGAUUUUUUUGACAUAUUACUCGAUUAUGAAGACCAGAUGAAAAUUCCUUUCCUCAAGAAAUAUAUAGAUGCAUUAUCGGAUGAAGUUGGAAAGCUGAGGACUACCGUUGAUGGGGAGGUAGGAAACCAAGAUGUAUACUUCCCAGGAAUUCUACCAAAAUAUCCCGGCCGGUUUUAUUAUUUCUUUGGGAAAACAAUUGAAACAGACGGGAGGAAGCAGGAAUUACGAGACAGGCAGAAAGCCCAAGAGUUGUAUUUACAAGUGAAAUCAGAGGUUGAGAACUGCAUUGCUUAUUUGCAGGAAAAAAGAGAGAGUGAUCCUUACAGAAGCCUUGUGUCUCGGCUACUCUUCCAGGCCAGACAUGGCUUUACAUCUGAAGUUCCUGCAUUUGACCUCGAUUAA